ACAUGAGACACUGAAUGUUCUAAAUGGCAAAAAUUAUAGUAAUAUGGACUUCGUAUUUGAAAGUUUUCAGCACUUGUUGUAUUACACCUUUGUGGAGAUGAUCAGUGUACUUCGCGAAGUUAGACCCUCCCUAACAGUUGGUGAAGCAAUGUGGGUUUUGCUGAUAUGUGACUUGAACCUUCCACUAGCUUGUUCAGGAAAGGAUCGUUUGAGCAAUGCUGUUGAUAAAGAGGGAAGCUCCACUAGUUCUUCCAACCUUCAACCAAAGGCUGAGGAUGCUUCAUUGUUAAUCACUGCAGAUAAAUCCUCUAGAACUUCAGGGGAGUGUAAACCAGGAUCUUGUUCUAAACGACAUAGUAGAAAAGAAAUAGCAGCACUAAGGCAGAAAUUCUUACACAUGGAGAAAGCCUGCAUGGCUUGUGGAAAAGGGGAUCUUAAAUCAGCGAAGAUUGCAAAUGUUAGUAGUGGUUUGAUUCUUGAAAAAAGACUCAAGCCACCAUCUGAAAUUCCUAAUCAGCAAAUGAAAUGUGGCUCCUCAAAUGCGAUAAGCAUAAAAGGAUUUAGUACAACAAAUAUAGUGUAUCCUGUUUCAAGCAAUGAUACUUUUCCUGUAGUGAAAGCAAAUACUCCAAUAGCUGGCAACAUGUCCAAACCAAAAUCUGAGCCAAGCUCUUCUAACAUUCAAAAGUUUAUUGAUUAUUGUGUUGGUAUUCCCUUUGAUGAGUCUUUGGGUAAGUAUGUCCCGCGAGAUGAAAAGGAUGAAUUAAUUUUGAAGUUAAUAUCUCGAGUGCAAGAAUUGCAGGAUGAUCUUCAAAGUUGGAACAAAUGGACAAAUCAAAAGGUUAUGCAAGUUACUGAUAAGCUUAGCAAGCUACAGGUUGAGUUUAAAACUCUGAAUAAGGAAAAGCAAGAUGUGGAAAUGCUUAAAAAAGAUAAGAAAAUUUUGGAGGAAAAUGAUAUGAAGAGGAUCACUAAAAUGGAGAGUGCCAUGGAAAAUACUAAAAAGCAAAUAGAGAAUGCUACUUCGACUACUCUGGUGCUAAAGGCAGAAAACUCCUUGCUAGAGAAAGAGUUAGAUGCUGCUAAAUUGUGGGUUGUAAAGUCAACGACAAGCUAUGAACAAGCACAAGAGAGAGAGCAGAUGGCUCUUAAACAGAUCCAGUCAUGGGAAAGCCAGAUAGGAUUGCUUCAAGAUGAGCUUGAAAGAGAAAAGAACAAAUUCUUCCAUUUGCAACAGAAGCUAGACAAAGAGAAAAAUCUUCAAGCCAAGGUUGAGGGAAGAUUGGCAAAAGCGAGAGCAAUGAAAGAAAAGCUCAUAGCACAGGCUACAUCCAUUAAAAAGGAUAGAGAACAACUCGAAGCACGUGCAAAAUCUGAGGAAGAUAUGAUCAGAAAAAAGGCAGCCAAUGAUCUACUGAAAUAUGUGGAAGAUAUUGCAAUGCUAGAGAAAGAGUUGGUUGACUUGAAGCUAAAAUUUGAUUCUGAAAAAAUAGCAUCACUUCGUAGGCCUGUUGAUGAAAGAUAUGAUAAUUCCUCAAGCACUAGAAAGAGUAAACCAAACAAGAAGGGAAACAAACAAUCUUAUAUGUCUCAAAUGACAGUGAGUUGCCAAGACAAAUUGGAAACUGAAAGCUUGAGGAGGGAGCAAGAGUGUGUCAUGUGCCUAUCAGAGGAGAUGUCAGUUGUUUUCCUGCCAUGUGCACAUCAGGUUCUGUGUCCAAAAUGCAAUGAACUCCAUGAGAAGCAAGGGAUGAAGGAGUGCCCUUCAUGUAGGACCCCAAUCCAACAAAGGAUUCAUGCUAGAUUUGUUUGGCGUUAGAGAAUGUAGACUUCUUGGAUAAUAGGAAUCGUGGAGAAGCACAUUACUGGAAAUAUUUAUGGUUUUGUUUUUUAAAACAUAAAUCAGUACAAUGAAUUUCAAUGUUGUAGAGUAUUAGAUUUU
Abrus precatorius (Indian licorice) is the source of this 1942-nucleotide messenger RNA. RefSeq names its product putative E3 ubiquitin-protein ligase RF298. Lineage: Eukaryota; Viridiplantae; Streptophyta; Magnoliopsida; Fabales; Fabaceae. Bases 44 to 1819 code for a protein of 591 amino acids. The record is from RefSeq and is a predicted model, not a curated record. The transcript is spliced from 2 exons.